This is a messenger RNA of Hermetia illucens (black soldier fly), 1141 nucleotides long. RefSeq lists its product as uncharacterized. The transcript has 3 exons. NCBI's taxonomy places the organism in Eukaryota, Metazoa, Arthropoda, Insecta, Diptera, Stratiomyidae. The record is from RefSeq and is a predicted model, not a curated record. The coding region runs from base 92 to 967 and encodes 291 amino acids.
AGUUCACUUCCUCCUUAAAAAAUCAAGCAAGACGUCAAAAAGAAAAUUAUUCGUUUGGCACCGUGUCAAUAUCUCGGAUUUCAUAUCAGAAAUGUUUCGCAUUCAAAAACUGCUUCUGUGCGAAUAUAAGGAUUUUGAGGAAACUGUCCUCAUUGAGAGCCCUUUUGCCCAAGUAACGGAAUUUGGAAUUGGUAUAAAGCAAGUGCAGAUAGCAUUGACGUCAACGAAACUCAUAAUUGGAAAUGACACUUUCGAUAAAUCAAAGACAAAUGACCUGACAAACGUGUUAUUCGACAAUCAGGACCCGGAAGUCGAGACCAUGGAGCUAAACAGUAUGUUUCCCUUAGAGUUCCUCUACAUUAAGGUGUUUAGAAGAGGAACACGCCAAAUUAUGAAAGUUUCGGUGGGAACUGCGAAAAUAUUGUGGUUUGAAUUUGGAGGGCAUCUUUUAAAAAACAUGUACUGGAAUAUCUGGCGUGAACGUAUAUCAGCCCUUCGGGCACAACAACCUCGCUUCCAGCCUUUCGAUUCACCGACAAAGACUACUCCGAUAACAUCCAGCACGACCACAUUGGAGUCGAUCCCUGAACCUCAACUGGUUCAAGCCGAAGUUCAUAGAGAAAAUUCAGAUAUUAAAUUAAAUGGUGAACUCAACAUAUCCCCUUCCAAGCGAUUCAAUACUUUAGGUUCGUAUAAAAUAUUCCCGAAAAGAAGUGCUGUCAAUAUGGUUACUUCGCAACAUGGUCAGUUUGAUCGUAACUCCGCUAUGGAUUUGCAAAAGUAUAAUCAAGAAAUGGUCUUGCGGGAGGUGGCUGAAUACUUCAUGGAAACCCAGAGUGACAUUGUAAUCGGCCAACAUACCUUUGGAUUUGACUCAUGCGGCGGAAAUUGUCGGAAUUUCCUUUUCCGGUCUGCAUCGGUCGCGAAUUUGAUGAACGCUUGGGAUACCAAUUAUCAUGGAUUUUGAAGGAGUGUGAUGAGAAUUUGUGCUUAUUUGUGAACAUCUUAUUUCAAUAUCAAUUUGAACAUUUUAUAGAUGAUAUAUAAUAUUUAAAACAAUGGAUCUUUUAAGAUGUCUGUAAAAAUUAACAUACUUGCUAGCGUUUUCUUAUCCCUGUAAUACAAAUAUGUUGAAGUAUAU